UUAUGUGCAUGUAAGCAAAUCGAUUAUUUCCAAUUUCGUUUGCUGACAAAAUUAAAUGCAUUCCGGAAAUGAUAUCGAUUUGGACAACACUACUGAUUGAGGGCGUUUAAGUUUCACCGAUUCGGGAACAAACACCACCCACGUAUACCAUGAGUGGUCUGUGUAAUGGGAACUUCUGUAUGUAAGUUCAUAAUGAAUAAUGGCCAAAAGUAUAAAGCAUUGGGAUAUACAGAACAGGAAUAUUCAAGGAUUUCAUUUGGUUUCAUGUGAAAGAUAUAAUAGAUUUGACAAUGAACUUUUAAGUGUCAAAGAACUUACAGAUGUGAUGUGCUGUGUUGUUGAAGGUGGCGUCAGCGUUAUUUUGAUAUUUGAAGGCGUGGCCAUCUGACGGUGUGUAGUGACCAUGAAGGUUAAACGAAAACGGUGUAGUCUGAUACUGAAACUAGUAAAAGUAUUCCUGGUGAUAUGCAUUCUCCUAGUGGUUGUGAUAAACACGUGGCUAGCCAUCGCCCUCUACUCAGAAGACAAGUGGUAUAUUUCCUUCUUCAACUCCUCGCACUGGCGUAAUAAUUCGCCCCGUCUUAAGUUAGAAUCAAACCUUCGGGUAAAACCUACACCUCGUGAAUCAACUGAAUCACUCAAAUGUAUGCAUUAUAAAUCCAGUUCAUCAAAUAAUUCGCGGGAUUUACUCAAUUUUCAUUACAUGACGGUCGGUAUGAACGGUCGCCUUGGUAAUCAAAUGUUUAAGUAUGCAUCGUUACUUGGAAUUGCUGCUCAACAGGGAUAUACACCGUUCGUACGUCAGAAAUCCCUCUUAUAUUCUGCCUUCGAAUCACUGAAGUAUUUUAAGCACAUUUCCAUGACAAAUGAUGUUUCAUUCAGUGAACGGCAUGCUGGGAUAUACGAUUGCCGAAUUCACAACUUAACAGAUUCGAAAAAUAUAACUCUUCAUGGAUAUUUUCAGUCCUGGAAAUAUUUUCAACAUAUCAGUGCGCAGGUGCGGAAGUUGUUUCGAUUCACGGGCGACAUUACUAGAAGAGCCAAAAGGGUGAUUGAUAAAUUCAAACCUGGUAAUAAAACACUUGUUGGCGUGCACGUGCGUCGCGGUGAUAUGAGCUCGAGAAGAGAGCUGAAGCGUGGAUACAAUGUAGCCGAACCACAGUACUUCCGGAAGGUGUUUGAGUAUUUCCGGUAUGAAUUCGAAAAUGUUAUGUUCAUUGUCGUGAGUGAUUCAGUUGGUUGGGUGAAAAAGAACCUGGAUGGCGAUGACGUAGUCAUCAGUGAAACAGGAAUUGCGUAUUUGGAUAUGGCCAUACUUGCGCAGUGCAAGCAUAGCAUCAUCACUUCCGGAACGUUCGGAUGGUGGGGUGCAUACCUAGCCGGCGGAACAACUGUGUAUUUCAAAGAUUACCCCAAGCCAAAAACUUGGUUAUCUGAGCAGUACAACAAGUUGGAUUAUUACCCGCCAAGCUGGAUACCAAUGUGACAUUCUCACAAUUAUUGAGAUUCAAUGUUCAUCUAUUUUAACUUGAAGUGUUCGUAAUUUUGCUGUAUAACGCUUAAAAAUAAUAUUAAAUAUUCAAUACUAUGACAUUCUUAGUAAACUAUGCAAACUUUUA
This is a messenger RNA of Pecten maximus, 1619 nucleotides long. Its product is annotated as galactoside 2-alpha-L-fucosyltransferase 2-like. Gene Ontology annotation, cellular component: membrane. Gene Ontology annotation, biological process: carbohydrate metabolic process. The record is from RefSeq and is a predicted model, not a curated record. Gene Ontology annotation, molecular function: galactoside 2-alpha-L-fucosyltransferase activity. Bases 404 to 1486 code for a protein of 360 amino acids. The transcript has a single exon. Lineage: Eukaryota; Metazoa; Mollusca; Bivalvia; Pectinida; Pectinidae.